GCGCUCUCCCGCGCCGCGGCGCUCGGUGAUGAGGCGGCGGUGGCGAGGUCGCUGGAAGAGGGCGCGCUUCCUGACAUGCCCGACGGCUCCGGCUACGCGCCGCUCGCCCGCGCGGUGCACGGCGGCCACUUUAACGCCGCGCGCGCACUCCUCAAAGCCGGCGCGUGGGUGCACCUCACGUCGGGCGACGGCGCGAGCCCGCUCGAGAUUGCGGCGAGGGCGGGCGACACGCGGCUGGUGCAGCUCCUCCUCAACGCGAGCGCC
Messenger RNA from Emiliania huxleyi CCMP1516, 264 nucleotides. RefSeq lists its product as hypothetical. Gene Ontology annotation, molecular function: protein binding. The transcript has a single exon. Lineage: Eukaryota; Haptophyta; Isochrysidales; Noelaerhabdaceae. The record is from RefSeq and is a predicted model, not a curated record. The annotation marks the transcript as partial.